Molecule: messenger RNA, 3783 nt
Organism: Austrofundulus limnaeus
Lineage: Eukaryota; Metazoa; Chordata; Actinopteri; Cyprinodontiformes; Rivulidae
Gene: rbm15
Product: RNA binding motif protein 15
Exons: 1
Coding region: 318-2858 (846 amino acids)
Molecular function (GO): RNA binding
Source: RefSeq, a predicted model, not a curated record
GUUUUUUUUAACUUUGUCAGAAUUUCUAAUUUAUUUAGUAAAAUGAUCAAAAGGCUGACCAGCUUUUUGUCUUCAUUUUUAAGGGCUCUGUGAAUGAUUGACAAGCUUAGCAAAUGUUUCCACCCACUUUCCAGCCAAUCACAACACAGGGGGCGGGACUUCACGCUAAUCUUAACAAAAUGGCGACUGUUGUUGUUUCAGCGCAGCGCCAGUGAAUAAAUCUGUUAGUCAUUUCAGAAUAUUUCUGCACUCAUUUGCAGAAAACACUACAAACAAAUAGUCCAAGUACCACGAGGUUCGACUCCUCCAGGGCUGAAAUGAAAGGUAAAGAGCGGUCGCCGAUUAAAAAACGUUCCCGGGCCUUGGACGAUAUUCGAGACAGGGGAGGAUGCCACCCGACCAGUAAGAAAAUGGGGGCUCUGUCGGUUUCCAGUGGGAGUAAUAAUGGAAACAGUUCGACCAAAAGCGACGGAGGCUCUACGAGACGGAGUCUGCUUGGUGACAAAAGAGACAGAGACUUUGACGGUCACAGCCGGACUGGAAAUAACCAUGGCUGUCUCCCCUCUGCUGUGGGUAAAAACCACAGCCUGAGCCUGACACUGGACUCAUCUUCACCGAGGUCCGCUUCACGGGUGGAGCAGCGAAUUCAGCCUCCCAGCGCCGAGAGUGAGUACAAAACACUUAAAAUCAGCGACCUCGGCACUCAGCUAAGCGACGAGGACGUAGAGGACGGACUUUUUCACGAGUUUAAAAAAUUCGGCGACGUCAGCGUCAAAAUAAGCCGCAGCAACGACGAGCGAGUAGCGUUUGUAAACUUCAGGAAGCCGGAGGACGCCAGGGCCGCCAAACACGCCAGAGGCCGGCUUGUGCUGUACGACCGGCCGCUGAAGAUCGAGGCGGUCUACAUAAACCGGAGGAGAAGCCGCUCCCCCGUGGAGAGGGACUUGUACGGAGCAGCUCCGAGUCACAGACACUUGCAGAGACCCCUCUCCCCCACCGGGCUCGGAUACAGGGACUACCGGCUGCAGCAGCUGGCGCUGGGUCGGCUGCCCCCUCCCCCGCCACCCCCUCUGCCCAGAGAGCUGGAGCGGGACAGGGAGUUCGCCCUGUUUGAAGCCAGGGCUCGUCCAGCUUUUAUUGCAGAGCGUGCUGCUUUUCGGGAAGAGGAUUUCAUAUCUCAAGAAGAUGACCAAAGAGCCAACAGGACGUUGUUUUUAGGCAACCUGGACACAAGUGUUACAGAAGUAGACCUGAGGAGGCUCUUUGACAGGUUUGGGGUCAUCACAGAAGUGGACAUUAAGAGACCCACACGAGGACAAACCAGCACUUAUGGGUUUCUGAAAUUUGAGAACCUCGACAUGGCUCAUCGUGCCAAACUUAGCAUGUCUGGCAAAACAGUGGGCCGCAACUCCAUAAAGAUAGGUUAUGGAAAAGCCAUGCCCACUACACGUUUAUGGGUGGGCGGUCUGGGGCCCUGGGUUCCUUUAGCUGCCUUAGCCAGAGAGUUUGAUCGCUUUGGCACCAUCAGGACCAUAGACUACAGAAAAGGGGACAAUUGGGCUUAUAUUCAGUAUGAAAGUUUAGAUGCUGCACAAGCAGCUUGGACACAUAUGAGGGGCUUCCCACUAGGUGGACCAGAGAGACGACUCAGAGUAGACUUCGCAGACACUGAGCAUCAUUACCAGCAGCAGUUCCUGCAGCCUCUGCCCAUACUGCCGUUUGACAUGGUGGCAGAGACCUUUGUCCACCGCGCAACGCCUGAACCACUUCGAGUCAGAGAUCGGACUCCACCUCCGCUUCACUUCAGAGACAGAGAGCUCUUUCCUGGAACAGAGUGGCCGAACCCAGCCAUCCGUGAACGAGUCCGGGCCUCACCCUUCGAGCCCCUGGAGCAUUUGGACCGGGAGCGGCGAACUCGGGAGCCUUGGUCUUUGGAGCGAGAGGUUCAGGGACGUGAACCAGCACGCAAACGGCGCGUAAUGGAGGACGGGCGUCACCUGGACCUCUCGCCUGACAGCACUGAGAGGACAGUACGACGGAGACGGGCGUCUCCAGACGGCAGUCCCGGAGGCAGCAGCAGAGACGGUGGGCGCUUCAGUGAUACAGAGCGCCCGGUGCGGGGCGAGAGAGCCUCCCCAGCCAGAGAACGACACAGCAGUUUGGAAAAGGGGCUGGCUGAGAGGAGGCUCAAAAGUCAAAGUCUCUCAGAAAAAGGACCAAGUAGCACCGUUUCAGCUGGUGGAGAGCGCAAACGAAAAUUAGGCGACGGUGGCAAAGGACCCGCUAAGAGAGAACGCUCUGAAAGCAAUUCCAAGAGCGGUCAGGCAACCAAGUCGGACGGAACCAGACUCAGUUUAGCUUGGCAUGGCAUGCUGCUCCUGAAGAACAGCAACUUCCCGGCCAACAUGCACCUGUUGGAGGGCGACCACAACGUAGCCAACGACCUGCUCGUCGACAGCACCACGGGAAGGCAGGUGAGCGAGCUGAAGAUCACGCAGCGCCUCCGUCUGGACCAGCCCAAGCUGGAUGAAGUGUCCCGGCGUAUCAAGGUGGCGGGCCCCAGCGGCUACGCCGUCCUGCUAGCAGUUCCUGGAAGCACCGAGGACACGUCGUCUUCUGACUCUGCAGCCUCAACCCAGCGGCCGCUACGCAACCUGGUCUCCUACCUCAAUCAAAAACAAGCAGCCGGAGUCAUCAGCCUGCCUGUGGGAGGGAGCAGAGAUAAAGACAACACGGGGGUUCUUCAUGCGUUCCCCCCCUGUGAUUUCUCCCAGCAGUUUUUGGAUUCCUCUGCUAAAGCUCUGGCAAAAAGCAAAGAUGACUAUCUGGUCAUGAUUGUGGUUCGUGGUGCAUCAUAAGAAAAAAAACAAAACAAAAAAAAACAUGCAUUAAGAUCGAGUGGAAUAAAAAAAAUCUACUGUAUGUCAGUAAAUAUUGCAUGCUGUGUGUUCUGCAUCUUGGGGUACAGUAGUAUGAUGUGAGUGUUUGUAUGUCGCCACAAAAUCCACUAAAGAAAGAAACAACACUCCUGUCGAACUGAAAAGGUUGAGUUAUUAUUUUUUAAACAUUACUCUUUUAGUAGGUGAACGGGUUAAAUUACAGUUACAAACCUGUAAUUUAACCUUCUGUAAAAAUAUUUUUUUUAGCUCAGAGUCAUUAGUUUAAAUUCAGUUUUUUGAGCCGAUUUAACUGUAUUUAUAACUUUAAAAUGUUACAUUUCCCAAUUAAGGUCAAAGGUGAGACUUUCAAAACUUUUACAUAACACAUCCAGUACAAAGCACUUCCUACCUGUGUCAAAAUUACAUAAUUCUCACAAUGUUUAAUAGUUCAGAUUUUUUUUAAUGGGGUUCUGUGGAUAAAAGUUAUAACAGUUUUGUCUCUUGUUGUAAACAGAUUGUUUUUGAACAAUCUCAAUCUGGACUAGGACUGUUUAAUUCCGACCAGACUGACGAGCUAACGGCUAGUUUGAGCAGGGUGCGAGUGCGUUGCUGCUAUCUGAACAACUCCAUUCUCAUGUUUGUCAUAAUGGUUUAUGCAAACACUGUUUCAAAUAUUUACUUAGUUCUCAGCUUUUCAUUGCACGAUUAAUGUGUUAGAUAUAUUUUAUUCCUGCUCCAAGUUCCUCAGGCUGCACCAGAAGUGCUACAGCCAGCUGCUGCCACUCGUUGCGCUUGCAAAACCCACAAAUUAUUUAAAUAGACAAUUAAAUGUUUGCAUGGACCACUAUGAUUUUACAUCAAUCCACUUUGUUCAUUGUUUUUUUUUAAUCACUUCAGUAGAAAA